Halichondria panicea is the source of this 1955-nucleotide messenger RNA. RefSeq lists its product as uncharacterized. NCBI's taxonomy places the organism in Eukaryota, Metazoa, Porifera, Demospongiae, Suberitida, Halichondriidae. The record is from RefSeq and is a predicted model, not a curated record. The coding region runs from base 418 to 1758 and encodes 446 amino acids. The transcript is spliced from 10 exons.
AAUGCUUCUAAAUGGCAAGCCCUCGAAGCAAUGUCAGCAAUGAUUAUAAAGAAGAGGCACAUGAUAUACAGCAUAAACAUAGGCCUUUGCUGAAGGAUCUGGUGAAGGAACUUGACUCUGUUGUUGACUGGCAACUGCUUAUGAUCAAUGGAAGCAGAGAAGUUUGAAAAUGAUAAAAUAGAGAAAAAUUUCCCGAACGAUAUUGAUUGACAAAAACAGGAGGCCUUUGACAAGUGGUUGAGGAGGAAACCUGAUGCUUGUUGGAAGGAUGUUAUUGUUGCUCUGUAUAAAAUUAAAGAGGAUACUCUAGCAUUUCGUCUUGCUAAAAAGUACCCCUGCCACUGGAAAGAUCCAAGGGGAUCUGUAAAUGGGAGCUUUUUAUGCACCUCUUAUGAUGCUCUCAUUACCGCCAAGAAGAUGGAUGAAAUUCAUCGAAAAUUUCUUCCUCAACUUGCUCCUGGACUAGAUUACUACAUAUUUGAAGAUAAAUCAGUAGAACUAAUGAAUGAAAGAUCAGCAGCAGAAAGGACAACUCGAUUCUCACGUAUCUUACUGAACGUUCCUUUCAAAGUUGGGCUUGAAGCAAGACCAGGAGAACUACUUCCCGCUAAUUCAACUAACCAGAAGUGGAUCGAGUCUAAAUCGGUUCGAAAAGCAGCAUUCAACACCCAAUCAGUAGUAGAAAGGACAACUCGAUUCUCACGUGUCAAGGUUCCUUGUUCCAAAGGUCUGGAAGAUUUCUUUAAGAGCGUUGAAGAUAGUGGCAUUAAAGGUGCCUUCAAAGUUGGGCUUGAAGCAAGGUAUAACAUAAGUACCAUUGUAAUGAUGCAUAUGUUCCAAGAUUAUAGGUUUGGAAAUAUGUACUGGAAACUGAAACCGGGAGAACUACUUCCCGCUAAUUCAACUAACCAGAAGUGGAUCGAGUCUAAAUUGGUUCGAAAAGCAGCAUUCAACACCCAAGUGGAAGAAGCUGAUGUUGGGCAACUGUUUGUUGGGAGAGAGCAGCUCGGGAAAGAGGUCACUAAAAUAUCUGUGACGUUCAACGUGGAAGGUCAAGAUGAAGGGAGAUAUUCGGCUGCCAUUGCUGCAUAUGAAGAUGGUGACAUGUUUUGCCUGGAUGCUGUGUACAGAAAACAACCCCUUGAAAACAGAGCAAGAUUAAGUAUUGCUCUACCAGGACGAAAGUAUGACUUGAGGAUAUCUGAUUGUUCUGAGUGCAUCUUGUUGUCUGAGCACCAAAACAGUAUACCCUAUCAGAUGGCCCUAACCAUUACUAAUGCAUUGUGCAGACUUCCUGAUAGAAAACUUUGUGUCAUUCUCCAUGGAUCAUUACCAAAUGAUGAUGUGAGCUCCUCUUGGAAGGUUGAGUACAUUCGACAGCGUGUGCAAAGGCAGUACAAAUGGAAUCCUGACAAAAAGUGGAUUCUGGUCCGGUAUAAUGUUGACGUCUUUGAAUAUGAUACUAAUCAGGAUCUUGUCAACACUGCCACAGUGAAUGAAAAACAGAACAUUAAGUUUGACUACUCAAGAAACGAAGUCGAACUUUGGGGUCAAAAGAUAUACCCAAGAAAUGUCAGUGACACUCACCCCUCAAAAGACAAGUACUACUACAUGGAAGGGAUUGAGGGAGUGCGACUGCCUGGGGGGGAACUCAGGGAGCCAUACAAUUGGACCACUGAGAAACUGUUGAAAGAUUUCGAGGAGUUUCUGGGAGAUGCAUUCAAGAUUGCUCACAUCCUCGAUGGGUCACCAUACUGAAUUGUGCUAAGAGCAUUGUUUUAUACUGUUUUAGCUGUAGUAUUAUGCACCAUUAAUAACGUUUAUUCACAUAGCCAUAGCCUUGUCCCCAACCUAUAUAUAGCGCUCCAUUAGACAAAUUAAACGUCGGCCUGUUAACGAGGCUAUAUAUUAUAAUAAUAUUAUAAUUAUAACUCUGUGCAUAACGUUGCUGAGAG